Messenger RNA from Salvelinus fontinalis (brook trout), 3459 nucleotides. RefSeq names its product proteoglycan 4-like. NCBI's taxonomy places the organism in Eukaryota, Metazoa, Chordata, Actinopteri, Salmoniformes, Salmonidae. The transcript has 5 exons. The record is from RefSeq and is a predicted model, not a curated record. The coding region runs from base 1 to 2316 and encodes 771 amino acids.
AUGCAUAUCCAGCAUCAAGUCACUGACCAACCAAUUAAGCCACUAAAGCUCAUUGCCAGUAUUACCCAGUCUCUGGUCCCACGCCAACAACCUUCUCCAGACUCUCCCACCCACCUUUCAAACCCCUCUACCCAGAGUCCUGAUUGUCUUACCCAGCCCAGAGAACCUGUGACUCAGUCUCUACUCAUGCAAACCCUGCAUCCUUCUGACUCAAUCACUCAAACCCACCGUCCUGUAACGCAAAGUUAUCCUUCAUAUCCACAUAUACAGCAUCCUAGCCCUGUCACCCUGUUUUCAGUCACACAAAUCCAGCCUGAACCUACACAAACUCAGCCUGAACCUACACAAACCCAGCCUGAACCUACACAAUCUCAGUCUGAACCUACACAAACCCAGUCUGAACCUACACAAACUCAGCCUGAACCUACACAAACUCAGCCUGAACCUACACAAACUCAGCCUGAACCUACACAAACCCAGCCUGAACCUACACAAACUCAGCCUGAACCUACACAAACUCAGCCUGAACCUACACAAACCCAGCCUGAACCUACACAAACUCAGCCUGAACCUACACAAACCCAGUCUGAACCUACACAAACUCAGCCUGAACCUACACAAACUCAGCCUGAACCCACACAAACUCAGCCUGAACCUACACAAACCCAUCCUGAACCUACACAAACUCAGCCUGAACCUACACAAACUCAGCCUGAACUUACACAAACUCAGCCUGAACCUACACAAACUCAGCCUGAACCCACACAAACUCAGCUUGAACCCACACAAACUCAGCCUGAAACUACACAAACUCAGCCUGAACCUACACAAACCCAGCCUAAACCUACACAAACCCACCCUGAACCUACACAAACCCAGUCUGAACCUACACAAACCCAACCUCAACCUACACAAGCCCAGCCUGAACCCACACAAACCCAGCCUAAACCUCAACAAACUCAGCCUGAACCUAAACAAACUCCGCCUGAACAUACACAAACCCAGCCUGAACCAACACAAACUCAGCCUGAACCUACACAAGCCCAACAUGAACCUACACAAACCCAGCCUGAACUUACACAAACCCAGCCUAAACCUCAACAAACCCAGCCUACACAUCUCCUGACCCAGCCUUCAGUCUCAAUCACACAUUCUCCUGACCUGAGCACCAUACCACCCACCCCUGACCCCAAGGGCCUUAGUGCCCCAUGGACCUCCACACCAGACCACCUGCAGCAGAACAUGAGUCAGCCCGCUAAGCCAGUUCAUCCAGCCAAACCAACCAGGCACAAUGACACAGAGCCCACAGAGUGGCUGAAGAGGAACACUUCUCAGUCCCCCAUCAAGACCAGUGAGGACCCCAGAGUAAAGCCUCCUCCUCCGUGGCUCCCAGUGCUGGAGAAACAUGACAUCCCCAUCGUGGUGGGAGUGGGCGUGUCUCUGGCCUUCAUCUUCAUCACCAUGGCCUUCUACUCCCUGGUCCAGAAGAACGAGCCUGUCCCCGUGAUUAGAGCCUUGUCUUCCACAGUUCCCAGGAACCUGGGAGUCCCCUUCAGACAUGCUGAACGUCUGGCCACUGGGAGGACUUAUGAGAACAGGGCGUUUGAGGAUGAUGAUUUGGUGGCUGUGAUUGAACAAAGCCCCAACACGUCAGAUACACGUACCAGGCUUCCUGCCCCCAGCCCAGUCACUGUGAUGAUAGACCCUGCCAUUGAUGAGAUUCAGGAGACACAGCCUUGCCCCCCGCCCACUCCAGAACACUCAGUCAUAGCAGAGACCUACACUGAGCCCAUCGAAGACACACAGGUUGACCCCUUCCAGGAUGAAGAGAAAGACUGCAGCCUGUCUCACCCCAGCAUCCAGCUGCAGUGUGUGGAGGACUGGGGGGGUGGAGGAGUAUACGGACAAUGCCAGGGCCAGGACUUUCUCCCUGAGCCCCCCUCUCUCACUCCUUCACCUUUCCACUCCCCGUCUCCCUCCCCUCCUCCUGUGCGUGAGGAAAGCCUGCGUUCCUCCCUGACACUCCAGACCACUGAGCCCUGUGCCACGCCCGUCCGCCACAGCGUCAGCAUCUCCCACGGUAACGCCCCCCUCCUCCUCUCCCACUGCGUCUCCCUAGGCCUCACCACCGUCGCCGUUGAUGUUCACUUCUACCCAGCAGCUCUUGCGUCAGCCACCGCUGCCAUGGCGACCGUGACAGCCGCCACACAGGUUAAUGCUACCGCCGCUGCUGCUCCAGGGCCCCAGCUCAGCUCUCGAUUAGCACAAGGUCAGGAGCAUGACCAAUCGGCUCCCAGCAUGUGCCAGAGUAAGUAACUAGAGGGAAUGCCGGAUGGAGAAUUUGUUCCAACACAGAUGUUGCAAUUAGUCUCCACUUUGGACAGCUUGGCUGGAUUGUUGGUUGUCUUCACGUGUCUCUCUGUGUUUAUCAGCCUGUUUCCUCUGCCUUGAUCUGAUGCUGGUGUGGAGAAUGUGUUUGUGUUGGAACCAUCCACUGAAGACCAUAGGACAACAUCCUAAAUGCACUACACAUACUGCACCACAGUCAGCUAUAAACAUGUCAACUACAACUACAUAUUCUGUUGCUGUCCUUCAUAAAGAAAAGUCAUGAGAUUUUCAUUAUUGAUCAUGUAUAUUAUGGCUUCAUUGUGUAUUACAAAUGUCAGUUACAUAAUGAUGCUUGAGGCCUAAAAUAAUGCAUUUAUAGGAAGCAAAAACUAGAAUAUGUGUGACUGCUUUCAUAAUCUUCUUUUACAUGCCAAUGUUUCUCUGCCUUGACUGAAUAUAUAGCUCAUUAUAUUUAUAUAUACACUUUAUAAACUCAUUUGGGUCAAAUACAUUUUAUCAGUUGAAUAUUCUACAAUGAAAAAGCCAAGGAGAAAACAGCUGUGUACAAAAUAUUGCAAUCUUUGUUACUUUACACUUCCUAAUCAGGUAAUCCACAACCUCUCUCUGUUGCACCAUAAACCUGACUGUUAUUUCUGUGCUGAAACCAAAGGAAGACGACGACGACGACAGGGCUUAACUUACUGUAAGUCCCAAUUGACCUGAAAUGUAAUUUAUCUGGAUCAGUUCACUUUAUGAUCAGUGAAAUGUCUAUAACUUUCAUGAAUUUCCCUUUCCUUUGCUACUGCCAUGAAUUCUUUACUCUUAAAUGAAUGUGUUAAACUGAAAAUUAUAUAUUUUUUCCUGUAUUUCUCAUCUUAUUUGUUUCAAUAACAUGUCCAGUAUCAAUUGUUGCUAACAAAAGUUAAUGUAUUUAUUUUUUGUUUAUCUUACAUAUUUAUAUUUGAGUGUAUUAAAUCAGUGAACUUAUUACCUUUGUAUGGGUGAUAAAAUGCCAACAAAAAAUAUAAAAAGUUAUUUGACACAGAUCUAACAUUCACAUACUGUGAUAAUUAUAUAUUUUUUAAGUACUGUAUCAAAUGGAUUUUUAUUUACUCAACAAUGGCCAAAAAU